Molecule: messenger RNA, 3443 nt
Organism: Lingula anatina
Lineage: Eukaryota; Metazoa; Brachiopoda; Lingulata; Lingulida; Lingulidae
Product: calmodulin-binding transcription activator 2-like
Biological process (GO): regulation of transcription by RNA polymerase II
Cellular component (GO): nucleus
Molecular function (GO): transcription coregulator activity; protein binding; double-stranded DNA binding
Source: RefSeq, a predicted model, not a curated record
UGUGCCCGUGGAAGACAUACGGAGAGUUUUGAGCACAAAGUCAUCCACCAGUGCGAGGAGCUAAGUCGCAGGGUCUGGGUGCAGUCAGGACAUUUACCCACAGAAAACUCCUAUCACGGCAUGACCUUGUUACACCUGGCUGCAGCGCUGGGAUACGCCAAACUUAUCAAUGCUCUUAUCAAGUGGAGGACAGAGAAUCCUAAUCUUGUGUUGGAGUAUGAAGUGGACGCUCUGUCUCUUGAUGAUCACAUGUCUACUCCACUGCUUUGGGCAUGUGCCCUAGGCAAGACAGACGCUGCUUUGGUGCUGUACCACUGGAACCGCUCUGGUAUUGAAGUGUGCAAUCGUGACGGCCUCCUGCCUCUCUCGGCAGCCACCAGCCAGGGUCACCUCUCACUGGUCAGCCAGAUUGAGAUGUUGGAGAAAGCAGCGGGCAGCGUGGUCCUCCCGCGGUCCCCCCUCCCCCAGACCAACCCAUGUCCAUUCCUCAGUGUCACAUCCCCCAGCACCCCGGUGACCUCUACCUUACCUCUGACCUCAAACUCACCUUUGACCUCUGUCUGUAACCAUGGCAGCAACGCCGGUGGUUGCAACACGGGGGCACUGCAAAUUGAGAUUCCCGGCACUUCGACGCCUAAGUCUGUCACAGCUGCUGAGCGACGGAGCAAGAGGAGAGCCCAGCUCAAAAAGAGAUUCUCCGUCGACAGCAGUCAGUAUUUCUCCCGACCAAUGUCCGACUCUGCAGCCAGUGGGCAGCCGGAGUUCCACGUGAUUCGGUCAGCGAACUCUGACCCUCAUAUCAACUCUGACCUCAACACAUUCACAUCUGACAUUAUGAGUCUGGACAUGACACCCCUGGAGCCCGCAGACAUGGCGGCCUCGCUUGGAGGAGAUCUCCCCUUUGGCUCCCAUCGAGACACACUGGAUUUCCGAGAUUUGCGACGUCUGCCCUCUUCCAUGGGAGGAGAAGUGGUCACCAUGGAAGCUGAGAACUUCUCAGGCAGCGACAGCCCUAUCAUUGAUGUGGAGGCAGUGUCAUCGGAUGACGAGGGACAGUCACAUUCUACAGGGGAGUUUCAAUCUCAGCGCCAGAUGGUCACAUUAGCCAAUCAAAUCAUUGCUGCCAUGCCUGAGCGAAUCAAACUGUCUCCAAGUCGCGCAGAUGACUCGUCCUUCACACUGCCACGAGAACGCAGCAGCUCCUACAGCUCCUUUAGCUCCUACGGCUCGACAAACCCAGCAUGCACAGAGGAUUCUGGGAUAUCUACACCGAUGGGGGAUCCUUUUGCGCUGGAUGAAUCUAGAUACCCUAACCUGGGGACACCACCAAGUUCAGUGAACAGUCCGGAAUCAUCAUGUCUUCACAGUCCGUACAGUUUCACCCUGGACUCUCCGCCACCUACCACUCAGGACUUCACCGAGUACUUCAACGCACCCGCCAUCUUCAUGGAGAGAGAUUUCUCACAGCUCACUCUUUCAGAUGAAGAGCAGAGACGUCUCUAUGAGGCAGCUAAGGUUAUUCAGAGUGCAUACAAAAAGUUCCGUGACAAGAGAAAUCAGCAGCUGCAAAGACAGAGGCAGAUAGAGGCAGCCAUCUUGAUCCAGAAUUACUACAGGAGAUACAAACAGUAUGUGUACACCAGAAAGAUGUCCUCAGCUGCCGUCCUCAUUCAGUCUCAGUUCCGCAGCUACGCGGCUCAGAAAAGGUUCAAGAAGACGCGAGAGGCAGCAUUGCUGAUUCAAAACCAGUACAGGGCAUACAAAGAGCAGGAACGCUUAAAGAAGAGCAAAAACGAAGGGGUGAUGAUACAACAAAGAUUUAGGAGCCAUUAUCAAAGAAGGAGGAAGGUCACGCCAAUGGAGGCCCAAGGCUAUAACAGGUGGCCCUACUACGACAGGAUGCUAGUCUUAGAUAGACGGCUACUUAACAGGCUCUUCGGAGGAGCAAGGAGAUCAAACCUGCAACACCAGUGAACAACAACAACAACAGCAACAGUAGCAAUGUUGUGCGAGUCUGUAAAAGAAGCAGUAACAAUGACAACACAACAACAGCAGCAACAGUAGCAAUGUUGUGCAAGUGUGUAAAAAAAGGUAGUAACAUUGACAACUACCACAACUGUAGGACAUUGCAUCAGAAGUAACAGUAUGCUGAAUUGUUGCCGUUUAACAGUAGCAGUAACAUCAGCAAUGCACAGUGAUGUACAACAGUAACAAUGAAAUCACAGUACAGUAACAAGAGGCUGGUGUGAAUAGUUACAAUGCAGCAGCAUAUAGCGAUGCCAACACAUUUGACAGUGACAAAUACAACAACAAUAAUGUUGUUCAGGCUGAUGGCAAACAGUAAGAGUAUUGUUACAACAGCAACAGCUGCAGUAGCAGCAUUUUCACACAACACAGUGGUAAACAUAUGGCAAUGUUGCACACAGCUUUGGCAACAGUUGGAGCAAUAGUGUUACAUACAUAGAAAAUACAGCAAUGAUAAAAGUCAUUAUCAGUAACAGUACAGCUGCAGCAGCAACAACAAGAACACGGAGUAACAGCAGGAAAACUGUGCAAUACUGUCAUCAGAACAAAAGCAAUCGUACGCACAACUACUCACUGGUAACAUGUUUAGAAGAAAGAAUUGAAAUUGUUAUUAGGUUGAAUGCUGAGCCCUAUUUCCAGGGCUCCAGGUAGAAAAUGUCUAGAAGAGGAAGGCAGUGCAGCAUUUUUGCUUGGGUGUGUUGCAAUAUUGCAGUCAGAGAAUAGUUUGAUUGAUGCCAUGUGCCAUAGGGAUGUGUUCAGUUAUUCAAAGAUCCUGAUGUCCUUUUUUUUCUUGUAACUUACUUUGAUGUGCAGCUAUAUUAUUGAAGUAGAUGAAUUGCUGGAAAAUUUUACCAGUUUGUGGAACUUCGUUGUGUUGUAAUGUGCAAAGAUGCUGCCAAGUCGCGCACACAUUGUGCCGAAUUUGAAACAAAUGCGUUUGAAAUUGUCAAACUAUCUCUAGUUAAGAACUGGUCACUCAGUGUUUAAAUAUACCAUUUACAUUUUUUUCACAGUUUUUUAUGCGUGUUUAUAUUACUUGUAAGUAACCAAGAGAAAGCCUUUGUAUGUUUCAGUAAGGGGAAAAUAGACUGAAGGUUUCUGUUAGAUAGUUAUUGAGGUUGGAUAUUUUGAAUGGUAUGAGGAGUAAGAUUUUGUGGUAUGGCUUUAGUAAGCAAGACUGUGAUGAACUUGUUAGGAAGGAGACGUUGUGAUUUAGGUGUAAUUUAGACCUGAGCCCACCUUGUAUGUGUUCUUUGUUCUCAGUGCUCAAAUUUUCUUCGGUCUUUGUAUUUUACACUUUCAAUUGUAUGAUAGUUUCACACAAUUCUUCUGUGUUAUAUAUUGUCUCACCUAACACACUGUCACAUUUUUCCCAUUGCCACACCUAACACUGUCACACCUAACACACUUCUUUCACA